AUGUAUGGAAUACUAUUUUCGAUCGUCUUCAUAUUUGCUACGUUUUGUUUCUGUGCGGCUAGCGAAUUUGACUAUACGAUUGAAAUUCGUCCCGGGAAAUAUGAAUGUUAUUUCCAGCCGGUUAGCAACCCGAAACACAAGACGAUGGAGAUCGACUAUCAAGUAAGUUUGUUCUUUGUUAUAUUGUUUAUGGUUUAGGUAAUUGAUGGCGGUGAUUUGGAUGUUAACUUUAUGGUUAUCUAUGGAGCUGACAUGAUUGUUCAGGAUCACAAGAAAACUGAAGCAAACCACAAGUAAGUUGAGGUUACUGGUAGUUUUAGUUAGCAUAUAUAGUUCUAAAAGUUAUGUUUUACAAAAUCAAGUUGUCUAUGUGUUGUAUAACUUAUUUUUAAUAGCUGUAUGGCUUAAAAUAAAGUAUUUGUUUUGCCUUACCUAAAAACAGUUUUCUUUCUUAAACUUUUUUCAAUUACAGGAUUCAAGUGCAAGGUCAAGGAGAUUACCAGUUUUGUUUCGAUAACACAUUCAGUUACCAAGCUCGUAAAGUUGUCUACUUCGAAGUCUUUUUGAUGGACGAGCACGGAAACGUUGAAGAUGUUGAUGUAGGUCAAUACGGACAAGUUGAUGAGAAGACUAAAGAAAAGCUGAAAGAUUUGGGUAUGACAAUGGAGUCGUUUGCUCAAGGUACGAACAAGAUCAAAGGAAAUUUGAACCGAGUUGAAUAUUAUCAAUCUGUGCUGAGAUCUUACGAACAUCGAGACAAGGCUAUUAUGAAUGCAAAUCACUCAAGAGUGACAUUCUGGUCGUUCAUCAACACUGUAGUUUUGUUUGUUGUCGCUGUUCUGCAGGUUUACACUAUUAGGUCGUUGUUUGAGGAGAAUUCGAAAGUAGGAAAGUUGUUGAGAAAGAGUGGUUAAGGGUAGAUAGUAUUAAAGGAUAAUAUGUUAUGACAAGACAGCUAUCAUAACGUUUUAAAGUAUCUAAAUUAAUAUAUUGAAGAAGCGAAAAAACAGUUUUGUAAAUAAUUUAAAGAUUUUAUGGGACAUUUAUGGCAAUUUUAGCAUUUAUGGAUUUUAAUUUAGGUAUUUAAAGGUAUUUUUUAAUUUAAUAAUUAUUAGCUUAAAAUUUUUUAUUGAUUUGGGUAGCAAGAAAACUCUAAUUUUGUAACAUUCUAAUGUCAGCUAACAUUGUUUAGACUUUUAUUCAAAGACGUCGAUGGCUAUUUUUUUGGAAGAAAUGUGAUUAUCUGACAUUUUUGAAUGAAAUGUCUAGUAACUUAUUGCUUCUUGUAUAAUUUGAAUUUCACAUAUCAUUUGCAUAAUUCACGGUUACUAUAUUCUAACUUAUUUUUUUUCAAAUAAAUUAUUUAUUUUAUUUUGAUAUUGUUAUUUACACAGCAGGUCAAAGCCGGUAUUUGUUACUUCGUAGUAGUUUAUGAGCUUUUUAUGCUCAUUAGCAGCUUUUUUGAAAUGUUUUUUUAAACAAUAUUUUCGGUGUAAACACGUGAAUUUGUUUUGAAGUUGAAAUAUUUUCUUUUGGUCAAAAAUAUUGUUGAAAGGUUGUAUUUUAGAAGUUUCUUUUGCCUUUUGUACUGUUUUAAUUAACGAUUUAUCUUGAUUUAAUUUUCGAUCUUAUACAUAACAUUUUCAGGCCAAAAUGCCUUUGAUAAGGCCGUUGUCUUUCAUAUUAUGUUUCCUCCUCAUAUCUACUACAAUAUCCCAAGUGAAAGUCAACUUUGAUGAGCCAAAAGAAGAAGUGAUCAUGGUGUUAAAAGUAGAACCAGGUAAAAUCGACUGUUUCUACGAACGUCUCAACAAUCCGAAACAUGUACAAAUCGAAACGGACUUCCAAGUAACUGAAGGUGGAGAGUUGGACAUUAGUUUCCAUGUCAAGAACCCCAAAGGCUUGAUUGUGGCAAAAGAUUAUAAGCAGAUAAAUGGUGAGCAUAAGAUAAACCUGGAACAUCCGAACAACGGUCAUGGUGAAUAUGAGUUCUGUUUUGAUAACAGCUUCAGUACGACUACUGCUAAAACGGUAAGACUUUAAUUUAAAUUUGGGGUUGAUUUUUUAGGUAUGGUUUCGUUAGAAUUUUACUUUGGGACUUGCUGUAUAUGCUUUGAAGUAUAAGUUUCUUGUUACCUAUGUUCAUCUCUGAUAUUCAUAUUAUUCUUUCACAUUUUAUGACUCAAUAUAUUACUUAUUGUAAUUUUGUUGUUUUAGGUAUACUUUGAGCUCUUUUUGCUAGACAAAGACGGCAACUUUAUUCAGGAGAGAGACUUGAAAAUGUUUACGAAUGAUUCUAUAUCUGAACGUGUGGCUGGCUUUGAUGUAAGUUUUAUAUAUCUUACUGUUUAGCGGUGUAAUUUCUAAAGUAUAUAAUGUAGAAUAAAUUCUUAUAACGGUUUGUUUAUAAGGUAUAAUAAAGCAUAUAGUAUAUUACUUUGGGUUAAUAGUAAUCAUUAUAAAUUUCAGCGAAUCACUUUGAAACUGAAGAGAGACAUGAACGAGAUCGAGAAGCAUCAAACCCACAUCAGAGCUGUCGAAUCUAGAGACAGAAGCAUCGUAGAGCACAACUUUGAACGUGUCAACUUCUGGAGCGUUCUCAAUACGGUUGCCAUCUUCUUGAUGACUUUGCUUCAGAUAUACACUAUCAGAGCACUAUUGACCGAAGACUCGAAGGUUGGUCGAGUGUUGAGAAAGGGACGAUUGAACGAUUAA
Molecule: messenger RNA, 2715 nt
Organism: Bursaphelenchus okinawaensis
Lineage: Eukaryota; Metazoa; Nematoda; Chromadorea; Rhabditida; Aphelenchoididae
Source: the annotation of a GenBank genome assembly